AAAUGGGCUCCUUUGAUCCUGGGAUGUAGAGGACGCGCAAACCAGCAUGUUUGGGAGUUAGACAAUCGCAUUCAGAGAUAAUGGGUUCUGCUGAAAAGCCAUCAUUGCCUGGCGAGUCGCCCGCAUCUGACGCCUUGACAUUCAAUGUCUUGAUCGUUGGAUCCGGUGUCGCCGGACUUUCUGCUGCCAUUUCUUGUCGAGAACAAGGGUUCGAUGUCGUGGUAGUUGAGGCAUCUCCCGAGUUUACCCACGUCGGUGCAGGUGUCUUUCUCGGAGGCAACGCUACUCGCAUCCUCUGUGAGAUGGGCCUUCAAGAAGAGAUGGAGAAAUACGCGGCUCAACAGCAAAGGACCGUUUUUGUCGAUUUACAGGAUGGAAAGACUUUACAGGUGAUGGAAUUUUCUGAGCUUCAAGCUAAGAUUGGCUGGCCUCUCUGGCAGAUGCACCGGGCGGAUCUGCAUACAGUGCUUCUCAAUAGAGCAAGAGAGCUGGGAGUUCAGAUCCGCAUGGGAAUUCCAAUCAAGGCCUACGAUCCCUCAAAGCCUGCCGUCAUCACAGAGGAAGGCACGGUCUUGACAGCAGACGUGAUACUUGCGGCGGAUGGAUAUCGCUCCCCUGCUAGAUCGAGUCUGCUUGGUGGGAUUAGCGAACCGCGACCGAGUGGAAAUUCUGCAUUCCGCGCUCUCAUUCCAUGUGAGACCUUGAAGCAGAUUCCUGAACUUGAGGAUUAUAUAUCCUGGGAGGCACAAACAACUCAUGUGUGGGUUGGUGAGGGCAAACACGUUGUAGCUUAUCCCAUCCGUCAAGGAGAAUACUACAACAUCGUAACAACUCAGCCAGCAGUACAUACCAAGGACUCCAAAUACGUCGCUAAGAUCGACAGGUCCGAAGUUCUGAAGAACUAUGAUGCGGAACCAAGGCUUAUGACCAUUCUCAAACACCUCCCGAAAGACGUCCUUGAAUGGAGGCUCUGCGACUUGGCGCCCCUUGAGUCAUGGAUCUUCCCGGGAGGAAGAAUUGUCCUUCUGGGGGAUGCUUCCCAUGCUAUGCUUCCAUCUGCAGCUCAAGGCGCGGGGAUGGGAAUCGAGGACGGCGCAGCCGUCGCUGAGUUGUUGUCACGAGCAAAGAGUGUAUCUGGGAUCCCUGCCGCCCUAGCAAGUUUCGAGGAACUUAGGAAGCCAAGAUGUACGGCUAUCAUGACGGGAGCGCGGAUAGAUGCAGAUGCAUGGCAUGGCAAAGAUGCAGGGACGGAGGUAAGCACGACCUGGUCCUGGGACUAUGAUGCCAAGGGCGCAGCGAGGAAUGCCGUGAUAAUUGCUUGAAUAUCACGCAGUGAGACAAUUGAACUAGAAAUCCUGUAACCAUCCAAUUACAGAGCUUUGAAAGAAAAAUUUAAAACAGUUUACGGAUAACGAAAG
Molecule: messenger RNA, 1418 nt
Organism: Ilyonectria robusta
Lineage: Eukaryota; Fungi; Ascomycota; Sordariomycetes; Hypocreales; Nectriaceae
Product: salicylate hydroxylase
Exons: 4
Coding region: 81-1322 (413 amino acids)
Biological process (GO): secondary metabolite biosynthetic process
Molecular function (GO): monooxygenase activity; FAD binding
Source: RefSeq, a predicted model, not a curated record